AUGAAUAUUCGGUUUGAAUUUGAGAAUAUUGAUGAAAUUAAUGGCAGAAAUAGUAAUCCGUUUGAAUCAAUGGAUACUAUAAUAGAAGCAGAAGAUAAAGAACAGACGGAUGGGAAGUCGGGAGCGGACGAGUCGGUCGAGUGUCCGAUCUGUUGGUCUGCAAUAGAGAACAAAUGCCAAACCGAUGGAUGCGGUCAUCAGUUUUGUCUCAAAUGUCUGCUCGAGUGGACCCGAAGUCAUAUGAAAUGUCCGGUUUGUCGACAAGACUUUCAAGUGAUUCGACACUCAUUCAGAUCUGCGGAAGACUUUGACAUUAUAUCGCUUCCAUCGCUGGCACUCAUGAGACAAAUCGCUGCCAGAAUCGAGACCGAGAAGAGACGGAUCGAGCGAUUGAAGAGGGAGUUGACUAAAGCUGAGUGCCGACGGGUGCUAUCGGUCGAGACGCUGGACAUGUUGUCCAAUGUGAGCGCCAACACCAUCAUUCAACGCUCACAACUCGAUGGAGUGUUGGCUAUAGUGUUGAUGAGAUCGCUUGGAUGCAAAACCAGUGGAACACUAUUGACCAAUUGGGCCGUCAAAUACAGGCCAACGAACACGGGCUCAGUGACGGUCCAGUCAUCGGUGAGGGAAUGGCCACCGCUGAAGACAACCACAGUGGAAGCACCGCUUCAACUAUAUGACCACACGUGGGAUGACUGUCCGCAACAGUCCAUCGGCGACACCAAUGGCCUCGAGUCGGAUCCGUCGACGCCGGCCGACGAACACAUGGACUCCGAUUGCGACGAAGCCAUCGAUAACCGCAAUACGUAUGACAACAGGCCGUCCGCAACACUCCGGAUGAACGGCGACAUCAAUGAUAAUAACGACACGUCAGACGUGGAGCUGAUGAUCGACGAGACCACUGGUCUGACCGAUAUUGAGCUCAACCUCGACCUAAACCCUCCGCAAGAGGUCGUCGACCGCAACGAUGGCGUCGAGACGGAUGAGAGGUCUGCGAUGACCGCCGACGGCGACUCCCCUAUGGUUGACAUGUCGCGCGAACAUAAGACAGACAUCGCUGAGACGGACGAUAUGCUGCGGUUGUAUGUCUUUGUUAAGCGUGUGGAUGAGAUUCGCGUUAAGUUCGCCGAAGACGUGAUUGAGUUCCGCUACACAGUCGUCGGUGACCCCAAUAACACAUGGCAUCUCUGGCGGCGGACUCUUUACGGAACAGUAAUCCCGUCUGAAUGUGAUUUCGUUGUAUCGAUUGUGAAGAUUGAAUUUAGGCUCAAGAAGAAGGAAUGUUUGCAGUUUCGUUGGAACCGUUUCGACAAAGAGGAGCCCAACGCGUGGUAUAUGUCAAAGCAUGCGAACGAUGUGAAGCCGUUAUCACCCAAAUCGGACGCAAUCCAGCAGUGGAUCAACACCAGCGCCAAUCAUGUGUCCAAAGUGGCCGACGAGACCUCAUCGCACGGCAAAGAGAUAGUUCUGGUGCCCAACGAUAACAAUAACGCGGCCACCGCUCAGACCCCUCCGCGCAAAGUGCGGCCCAAAGCCGUCGGUUACACGGGUUUACAGAAUUUAGGCAACACUUGUUUUAUGAAUUCUGUCGUUCAGUGCCUUUCAAACACCGACCCCUUUCGGGACUACUUUACAUCGGGUAGUUAUGUGCCGGACAUCAAUACGACCAACGCGUUCGGCUCGGGAGGCGUUAUCUGUCGGACGUUCGCCGAUCUGAUGCGACAGCUGUGGUCGGGAACGGAGACAUCGGUGGCGCCCGUGAAGCUGAAGGAACGGAUGGGCGAAAAGUGUUCGACAUUUUCGAGUUACAUGCAACAGGACGCCCAAGAGUUCUGCGCCUUUCUCUUGGAUGUGCUCCACGAAGACCUCAACCGACGCCGCGAACGGCCCGUCAUUAAGGAUGAGAAGGACGGCGACGACGAGUCCGACGAACCCAUCGACGACCAGACGCUGGCCGACCAGUCGUGGCACACGUUUGGCCUUUUGAACGACUCGAUAGUAACGCAACAAUUUUACGGCCAAUACAAGUCCAAACUCGUGUGUCCCAUAUGUGCUAAAGUUUCGGUCACAUUUGAUCCAUUUGUCUAUCUGUCCCUUCCGUUACCGAAACCGAAAGUCGAAUAUGAGGUGUAUUUCUUCAAACGAGACGCAAACGGAAUGUCGACUUCGAGGCCAACGAAGUAUUUGCUUAAAUUGCCGAAAGACUGUGUCGUGAAGAACAUGUUGGACGAGAUCUCAACGCUUACUGGAGUCGAGGCCUCAGCUUUACGAUGUCUUCAAUGCCUAAACUCGGGUUCCAUCGAGAAGUUUCUUCAGCCAAACUGGACGCUCAAUAAGCCUGAGGUCAACAAAUAUCUACUAAUUUUUGAACUAAUGGUAGCGACGGAACCGAACGAAGAGAUAAUGGAGUACGUAGUGAUCCAGCGAUUAGCGGAACCCCCGAAGAGCGACACCUGUGCUAAUUGUGACAAAAACAGCGGUUGGGAUAACGUAGAGCUCAAGGCGUGCCUCACUUGCCAUCGGGUCUCCUAUUGUGAUAAAACGUGUCAACAGAAUCAUUGGCCGUCGCAUAAGAAGGAUUGCGUGUAUAGGCCUGAGAUAACGGCCACGCCGUUCAUCAUAACGGUUCCCAAAUCGCAGCUCACGUACCGACAGCUGUGGACAAUCAUCUACUCUUACGCCAGGCAUUCGAUGCAAUUGUCGGAGCCGUUGAAUCUGAAUGAGUUCCCGACUCCGCCGCCAUUCAAACUGAAGUUCUAUCAGAAUUGGAACAAAGAGGACACCGAAAACACGAUCGAACCCACCGAUGAUGACGGUUACGACACACACCUCACGCUAAACCACUAUCACAUUGCCAUGGAUUGGACUAAUUCUCGCAAAUUUGGCGAUAAUUGGGCGAAAGUGGAGCCACUGAUGGGUCUCUGCGCUAUCACUGAUCACAAGCACACCAAUAGUCACACUAAAGAAGUGGUGGAUUUGACCGACUGUCUGCGGCUUCACACACAGCCCGAGAAACUUACUUCAGAUAAUCCAUGGUAUUGUCCGAAGUGUAAAGAGAGCCAACAGGCGACCAAACAGAUCACUUUAUGGCGUUUACCGCAAAUACUGGUGAUUCAGUUGAAACGAUUCAGUUUUCGGAACAUUCUCUGGCGAGAGAAACUCGAUUCGAUGGUCCGCUACCCCAUCCACGGCCUCGAUAUGAGCCAAUACUACGUCCGCACCGAUAAUAAUCCAGACUUUCGGCCCGUUUACGACCUCUACGGAGUGGUCAACCAUUACGGCGGUCUGUUUGGCGGCCAUUACACGGCGUACGCCAAGACAAGUGAUAAUUACAAGAAUAUAGGUUGGCGUUGUUUUGAUGACUCGCGGGUCGAGUCCGUGGAUGAGGACACAGUGGUCACUAAAAGCGCAUAUAUGCUAUUCUAUAAACUACGGGACUCUAAUUGAUAUACAAUUUAGAUAA
Medioppia subpectinata is the source of this 3463-nucleotide messenger RNA. The record is from the annotation of a GenBank genome assembly. Lineage: Eukaryota; Metazoa; Arthropoda; Arachnida; Sarcoptiformes; Oppiidae.